This is a messenger RNA of Plutella xylostella (diamondback moth), 2915 nucleotides long. RefSeq names its product Ecdysone-induced protein 75B (gene Eip75B). Gene Ontology annotation, molecular function: zinc ion binding; nuclear receptor activity; RNA polymerase II cis-regulatory region sequence-specific DNA binding. Gene Ontology annotation, biological process: hormone-mediated signaling pathway; cell differentiation; positive regulation of transcription by RNA polymerase II. The record is from RefSeq and is a predicted model, not a curated record. NCBI's taxonomy places the organism in Eukaryota, Metazoa, Arthropoda, Insecta, Lepidoptera, Plutellidae.
CGCCGCGGCCGCCUCAGUGAGAGAAAGUCCCCCGCCCCGUGCGGACCUGCCGCGCACGCGACCGCGCCGAGCGAGCGACAUGUGCAAGUUCGCGCAAACAUUCCCCACUGUUUAAUAAAUAAAACCUGGAGAUUAUUGCGUAUGAAGUGCUGGAUUUUUUAAGUAACAGUGGAAAAAUAUUCUGAACAAUAAUAAAUAAUUUUAUAGUGCCGAUCGUACUUUGUUUGUUGUGUUUUGUAAACUGUUUGAAACUUUUGGUGAACUCUGACCGGUGGACGGACUAAGUGAGCAGCCCUGGAGCACUCGGUGAUCUCGAUGCAGUGCUACCGGGUGUCGCCCAAGCUGGAGCCGCCGGAGAGCCCGGGGGUCGCGGGGGGCGGCGCGGGGGGCGCGGGAGCGCGGCGCCUGGAGCUGCCGGCGCCCCCGGGCCGCGAGUACCGCGCGCCGCUGCCGCAGCCCGGCCUGUCCGUGAUCCAGUGCAUGCGCCCCCCGCCCCCGCCCCCGCCGCCGCCCCCGCACCUGCAGCACCGCCACCUGAAGCCCCCCGUGUUCGAGGAGCCCUCCAGCUCCAUCCCCGACCUCGAGUUCGACGGCACGACGGUGCUGUGCCGCGUGUGCGGCGACAAGGCCAGCGGCUUCCACUACGGAGUACAUUCCUGCGAGGGGUGCAAGGGCUUCUUCCGCCGCUCCAUACAACAGAAGAUCCAGUACCGGCCCUGCACCAAGAACCAGCAGUGCUCCAUCCUGCGGAUCAACCGCAAUAGGUGCCAAUAUUGCCGCCUCAAGAAAUGCAUCGCCGUGGGCAUGAGCAGAGAUGCGGUGCGGUUCGGGCGCGUGCCGAAGCGCGAGAAGGCGCGCAUCCUGGCGGCCAUGCAGCAGUCGUCGUCGUCGCGCGCGCACGAGCAGGCGGCCGCGGCCGAGCUGGACGACGCGCCGCGCCUGCUGGCCCGCGUGCUGCGCGCGCACCGCGACACCUGCGAGUUCACGCGCGACACCGUGCGCGCCAUGCGGGCGCGCGCGCAGGACUGCCCCACCUACUCGCAGCCCACCCUGGCGUGCCCGCUGAACCCCGCGCCGGAGCUGCAGUCGGAGAAGGAGUUCUCGCAGCGGUUCGCGCACGUGAUCCGCGGCGUCAUCGACUUCGCCGGCCUCAUCCCCGGCUUCCAGCUGCUCACGCAGGACGACAAGUUCACGCUGCUCAAGAGCGGGCUGUUCGACGCGCUGUUCGUGCGCCUCAUCUGCAUGUUCGACGCGCCGCUCAACUCCAUCAUCUGCCUCAACGGGCAGCUCAUGCGCCGCGACUCCAUCCAGAGCGGCGCCAACGCGCGCUUCCUCGUCGACUCCACGUUCAAGUUCGCGGAGCGCAUCAACUCCAUGAACCUCACGGACGCUGAGAUCGGGCUGUUCUGCGCCAUCGUGCUGAUCACGCCCGACCGGCCCGGCCUGCGCAACACGGAGCUGGUGGCGCGCAUGCACCAGCGCCUGCGCGCCUGCCUGCAGACCGUGGUGGCGCAGAACCGCCCCGAGCGGCCCGGCUUCCUGCGCGAGCUCAUGGACACGCUGCCCGACCUGCGCACGCUCAGCACGCUGCACACGGAGAAGCUGGUGGUGUUCCGCACCGAGCACAAGGAGCUGCUGCGCCAGCAGAUGUGGGGCGAGGACGAGGCGGGCGCGUGGGCGGGCGAGGCGGAGGACGCGCGCAGCCCGCUCGGCUCCGUGUCGUCCAGCGAGUCGGGCGAGGCGGGCGCGGAGUGCGGCGCGCCGCUGCUGGCCGCCACGCUGUGCGGCCGCCUGCGCGCGCGCGCCUCCGUGGACGACGACGCGCUGGGCGCCGCGCGCCUGGCGCACGCCGGGCUCACGGCGCCGCCCCGCGCCGCGCCGCCGCGCUACCGCAAGCUGGACUCGCCCACCGACUCCGGCAUCGAGUCCGGCAACGAGAAGCACGAGCGCGCGGCCGGGCCCGGCUCCGGCUGCUCCUCCCCGCGCUCCUCGCUGGAGGAGCCCGCGCCCGCGCCCGCCGACGACAUGCCGGUGCUCAAGCGCGUGCUGCAGGCGCCGCCGCUGUACGACGCCUCCUCGCUCAUGGACGCCGCCUACAAGCCGCACAAGAAGUUCCGCGCGAUGCGGCGCGACACCGGCGAGGCGGAGGCGCGCCCCGCCCCCCCUGCCGCCUGCCCGCACCCCGCCAGCCCGCACCCCGCGCACCCGGCGCACCCCGCGCACCCCGCGCUGUCCCCGCGCCCGCGCUCGCUGUCGUCCACGCACUCCGUGCUCGCCAAGAGCCUCAUGGAGGGCCCGCGCAUGACGCCGGAGCAGCUGAAGCGCACGGACAUGAUCCAGCAGUACAUGCGGCGCGGGGAGGCGCUGGAGGCGCGCCUGGCCCCGCCCUGCUACCGCUCGCCGUCGCCCGCGGCGUCCCCCGCCCCCGCCCCGGCCCCCGCCCCCGCGCCCGCGCUGCUCACGCACCUGCAGGUGGCGGUGGCGGAGUCGCAGCCGCUGAACCUCAGCAAGAAGUCCCCGUCGCCGCCGCGCGCGCCGCCGCCCGUGGAGGCGUGAGGCCGGCGCGCGGAGCCAGCCUCCGCCGAGCGAGCGAGGGAGGACCUACUGUAAAUUUAAUUAGUUAAAAGUAAUCGUUCGCAGAUCGUUUUAAUAUAUUAUAUGUGAUAAUUCGUGUAGGACGGUGUGUGUUUGCGCGGCCGGCGCCGGUCGAGGAGAGCGCAAAUAGACUGAGAUAUUAUUUAAGACUAUAAGUUUAAUUAAUUUAUAUGAAAAUGCAGCGUCGGUCGCGGUGUGUCUGUGUGUAGUAUGUGGAGCUGCUCAGUCAGUAUGUGCGUAUGUGAGCGUGCUCAGUCAUUUGUUUGUUAAUAUAAUGACAGGUUGUCGAAUUAAAAUAAAACAGUCUUAUGAAAAAAUUA